Messenger RNA from Phycomyces blakesleeanus NRRL 1555(-), 1507 nucleotides. RefSeq lists its product as hypothetical. The record is from RefSeq and is a predicted model, not a curated record. Lineage: Eukaryota; Fungi; Mucoromycota; Mucoromycetes; Mucorales; Phycomycetaceae. The coding region runs from base 1 to 1452 and encodes 483 amino acids. The transcript is spliced from 2 exons.
AUGGUCGAUUCUACUUCAAGGGAUAAACUGACCGAUGAAGAGUUUCGUCAGAAAUUAGAAGCUCAUUUUGCAUUGUACCGAUUAAAUCUACGAUCGCCACUGAUAACCAACAUCACUGUCAAUCAAUGGUACCGCGCUGACCUUUUGCUGGUCAAUGAAGUCGGUCUUUUCAGGCGUGCUGAUAUUGAGCCCGAUGGCAUAGUAGAGAUUGGAUGCGAGAUUCUACAGUCCAGACACAGCAAGAUGGCUCCACUCGAAGCAGAUCCCGAAUGGAAAAUUGAAAUCAGACCCGCACACACCUGGAACAAGAGGACCAAUACUCUGUUGAAUCAAUUCGAUGAAAUUCCUGGUUUCCAAGCAAGUGGUAGAGGUGCAUUGGAGUAUCGAUUAGUAAAAGCCCAAACGAAAACGAAAGCACUAGAAGGGUCAGGAGAAGGGUCAGGAGCAAAAGUAACCUCAAACCUGGAUAAUGCAGUUCAAUCCCAAAAACCCCGUCACUACUUGCGGUUCUAUCCUACAAAGCUUGAUAAAUUUCCUCAGCAAAACGACAAAAACCCUGAUCCAAUGGAUAUUAUUUUACCACUUGUGGUUGGACCUCUUUAUGUAGAAGACAACAGCAACAACAGUAAUUUAUCUCGAAAAGACACUUCUUCCUCUUUACCGUCAUCGUCACCGUCAGUUAAUACAUAUGCCCCACCUGAACUAUGGCCCGAUACAACUGAGAUGGUGUAUGAUACCUAUCGAAUGUUUAACACAAAAAACAAUGUGGUCAUUCACGAGUCCUGGGACUCUGGUAUACCCGGAAAGAUAUGGGAUUCUGCGCUGGUAAUGCUGGAUGUGCUCAAGAAGAUGGCAGCCGUGAAGCCUGAAUACCUAAGCUCAAAACAUAUUGUAGAUUUGAGUGCAGGAACAGGUCUUUUGGGACUUUAUCUUGCCAGUCUAAUGACAAAAGAAUCAGAUAGCCAAGUAAAGUGCGGAAAAAUUACGAUCACUGAACUCGACGAAGCCUUGGCGCUUAUUGACAAGAACGUGGAUUUGAAUCAAUAUCUUGUUCCAGACCAACCGAAUGAUAUUUCUUCUGUCACUACUACUAUUAGGCUUGCUACCAAGCCGUUGCUUUGGGGUAAUUUAGAGCAGGCCGCCGAGUGUGGAAAGGCAGAUGUGAUUUUGGCUUCAGAUGUGCUCUAUGAAUCCGAAUUCUUUGAAGACCUAGUAAAGACUUUUGUGGACCUGAGUACCUCGGAAACCAGAAUAUACAUCGGAUACAAGCGCAGAGGAUUUGAGGCAGCAGACGAAAGGCGGUUUUGGGCUCUCUGUGGCGAGCACUUUGAUGUAAGCUUUUUGACAGCCGACAACUCACAAGACACAGAUAGCUGUUUGGUACCUUUUAGUGCGUUGGCUACAGGUGUCCAACUAUAUCGUUUGACAGUAAAGCAUACGAGCUUAAUAUAAAGCAAUAAUAUUAUAAAAUAAAAAUAAAACAAUUCAUUAAUGUUUUUAUUUAUAC